This is a messenger RNA of Oncorhynchus mykiss (rainbow trout), 1619 nucleotides long. NCBI's taxonomy places the organism in Eukaryota, Metazoa, Chordata, Actinopteri, Salmoniformes, Salmonidae. The record is from RefSeq and is a predicted model, not a curated record.
AUGGGCGAGUUAUUAAGCCAAUAAAAAGUUUUUACAUGUAAAAUGUGUUCCGUAAAGUGUAUUUUGGUAUACGUAUGUCGCGAUUUUGUUUAGUUUGUUGGGAAUCAAAUGCAAUACUUUACACAGCGCAUUUAACUCUGAUUGGUCAAUAUUUCAGAUGUGCACUUAUCAGCCAAGAAAAUGCAAAUACGCUAAGACAGAGGUAGUAAACAAAACACAAGGAUGGUGCCAAGCGUCAGCUGCACCUCAGCUGAUCGGAAGUGGAGCGCGCAACCACAAACCAUUGAGGCUAAUUUAGCUAGCGAGUGAGGGAGAAAUGGCUGAUACCAUAGCUGAUACAAGGAGGCUAUUCUCCAAGCCUCAGAACUUGAAUGACGCGUAUGGACCACCUAGUAACUUUCUAGAGAUAGACAUGAGCAACCCGGAGACGGUCGGUGUCGGCAGGACCAGGUUUACCACGUAUGAAAUCAGACUAAAGACCAACUUGCCCAUCUUCAAGUUGAAGGAGUCUCGAGUGCGGAGACGGUAUAGCGACUUUCAGUGGCUCAGAGGGGAGCUAGAGAGAGACAGCAAGGUGGUGGUACCCCCUCUCCCAGGGAAGGCUCUUUCCAGACAGCUGCCGUUCCGAGGGGACGAUGGGAUAUUUGACGAUUCUUUCAUCGAGGAGCGGAGAGCUGGGCUGGAGCAGUUCCUCAACAAACUGAACACAUACAGCAGGACGUCUACUCCUUCGUUCUCCUUCAUAAUUGCCUAGUAAAGGAACAAGAACAGCCAAAGAGGCCGCAAAGUGGCUGGUCACCCCUUGGCCCAGAACAAGCGCUGUCUGCACAUGUUUCUACAGGACGAGUCUGUGGACAAGACCUAUACCCCCUCCAAAAUACGACAAGCCUAAGAGAAGCGGGCCACCACGCGGCCCAGCCCCGGUCUAUACUCGGCCAGGCCCCGCUCCACAACCCAAAGCUCUCUGUUCUGCUAACGGUCCUGCUCUGCUCCGACCACAAACACUUGUAUAAUCUUCAUUCUUCUUUUGUUUGCAAUCACUUUCUUUCUUUGUCUUUUAUCUCCGUGUUGAUUAGUGAUCUCAUGUAGUGCUCGUUUUCAACUCUCGAUUGGAUCAAACUAGGAAAUGGUCUACAUGUAAAAACUGUUUGAAAAUAAUAUAUCAUUGUUUUUGUUGUCUCAAUGCCACUACCUUGAGUAUUUUACAGUAUGUUAUCUAUAUUUAUCAGUCUUGGAUAUUCAUUUUUAAAGAAAUAUAAAAAAUACCUUUCCAUGUAUGCAAACCUCAUGUUAAAACCCCAUACAUUACACAGUGUUGUUUUUACUCAAUGUCCAAUUGGAAUGAUUGUCCUUGGCACACUUUGUCCCUGACUCUGAAAAUCACCCUUUGUGGACGAUCCAUCACUACCAUGAACUGAAGCGUGUGUGUGUCUGUGUACUACCAGCCAGCACUUCCACUGUUCGUUAGCCUGUAAAUUAUUUUAUAAUGAGAAAAAAUGCACCAGAGAGGGGAACCCCACAGCAUUUCUACCAACUGACCAUGUGUUUAUGAAAUGUGUAUACUGCUGUGCCAUUUUGUUAUUUUGAAAAUUUUCCAAUAAAAUAGGUCAAACGCACUC